AUGCCCACUAGGAAGAGGUACAAGCUGGUCCAGGAGAUUGUGAACAAUGUCUCUAGCAUUAUCAAGGCCAACUCCACGGACCAUUGUGCCAAAUGCAAGACUGCUCUGGCAGCUGCUAAGCCAGCGGCAAUUCAUGCCCCAGCUCUUGUUCCAAAUGCCAUGGUCGACCUCUGUAAGGCUUUUGCAUUUCACAGCAACGAUGUUUGUGAGCAAGAUUUCGCUGCCAAUGCCUUUGGUCCUAUCUGGACUCAAGUCCUAGCAUAUGCCGAUGUCGAAGGUCUCGAUGGUGAAUAUAUGUGCCAUUCCUUGAACAAGAAAUACUGCGAUGAUCCGAAGACCAGCCCACUGGACUCGAGCAAGCUGUUUCCCAAGCCCAAGCCGGAAAACGCAGAUAUGCUAGUACCCAAGGCGAGUGGCGAGCGAGUGAAGGUACUGCAUCUCUCGGAUUUCCAUUUGGAUGCUCGGUAUUCCGUCAGUUCUGAGGCAAAUUGCUCAUCCAAGCUGUGUUGUCGACGUGAUAAUGACAAUGACCUUUCCGAGGACGAGCCCUUGCUUUCUGCUCCCGCCUAUGGCUCGUUCAAAUGCGAUACCCCCUAUGACCUGGGUCUAGCUGCCUUGCAGGCCGUCGGUCCUUUGACCGGAACUGGGAAAGGAAAGCAUGACGAACACCUCGCCUGGACGCUUUACACGGGUGAUCUCGUCUCCCAUGACCCAGCUCCACAGAUAUCCAAAGCUUUAACACAAUACACAGAGACCAGCAUCUAUGGCAUGUUCAAGCACUAUCUGUCUGGUCCUGUCUUUGCGGCGCUCGGAAACCAUGACACUAGCCCUGCUAACAUUGAUUCUCCUCACAACCUUCCUGGUCGACUGGGGGAACAGCAAAGCUGGAACUACGAUCAUCUAGCCGCGCUCUGGCAGCAUGAGGGAUGGAUCAGUCGUGAAACAGCCGAUGAAGCUCGAACACAUCACGGAGGCUAUUCGAUCAAGACACAUUAUGGACUCCGUAUAAUUUCGUUCAACACUGAUUUCUGGCUCAGAAGCAACUUCCUCACCUUCAUCAAUGCCACCGACCCGGACAACUCAGGGGUGUUUAGCUGGAUGAUCUCGGAGCUCCAAAAAGCCGAAGAUGCCAAUGAGCGUGUUUGGAUUAUCGGACAUGUCCUCAGCGGCUGGGAUGGCACUAAUCCACUCCCCAAUCCCACCGAUCUAUUCUACCAGAUUGUUGAACGUUACUCACCCCACGUCAUCGCAAAUAUCUUCUUCGGACACACCCACGAAGACCAGUUCAUGGUCUAUUAUGCCAACAACGGAACUGUGCAGAGUGCCCAGACAGCUCUAGCAACAGGUUGGAUUAUGCCCAGUAUCACACCAAUAACAAACCUGAACAGUGGGUUCCGACUGUACGAAGUCGACACGGGAGAUUUCAAUAUUUACAAUGCUUGGACUUUCUACAGCAAUGUAUCCGACUAUCCAAAUCUCAACGAAACAGGUCCAACCUACCAACUCGAGUACUCGACUCGGGAAACGUACGGUGCUGCAGCAGAUUGGGACGAGGAUGAGCCGCUGAACGCUACUUUCUGGCAUCGUGUUACUGAGGCCAUGGAGAAGGACCUGGACCUAGUCACUUUGUUCAAUGAGUACCAGGGAAAGAAGAGCGUUAAGAGUCCUCCUUGUGUCACCGCUGCGUGUCAGAAGGCCAAAGUCUGCUAUAUGCGCAGUGGGAGUGUCGCACUGGGUAGCCAGUGUCCUCAGGGGUGGGUGUCUGGUUCGAUUUGGAUUGGGAUAUAUAUGCUAACUUUAUUUAGGUAUGGAUCCGUGCAGAGACCGUUCAAGGGAAUGUGA
Penicillium salamii is the source of this 1842-nucleotide messenger RNA. Lineage: Eukaryota; Fungi; Ascomycota; Eurotiomycetes; Eurotiales; Aspergillaceae. The record is from the annotation of a GenBank genome assembly.